CAUUGUUAUUGUCAUCACUAUUGCAUUCACAUUGUUGCUGUGCGUUCCGAUUUAAUUACUUUUCGUUUCGUUUAUUGCCUUUAAAUACUGUGAAAUAUGAAAAUUUACAAGCAGAAACUACGCGACGUAUGGCUGCAAAUGGAGGAGUUCCGAGCGUGGUUGCGCCGGGAUCCGGACGACUCUUAUCGCGCGCAUUGCCGCUUCUGCAAGUGCUGCGUUAAUACAAAAAUCAGCGAUCUGCGUGCCCAUGCAGCGACUAAAAAGCAUAUGAAGCACUUAGAUCUCAAACCUCAUCUGAAACCCGCGGACGACAGUCACCUGAAUAGGUCAUCUGCAAGCAGUUCCAACGCCACUCCUUACAAAGCCAAAACGAAGGCCCAGCCCAAAACGCCGACGGUCAAGAAGGAGAAAUUGGGUUCCUCGGACCAAUCCGUUGACUACGAGCAGAUCAUUGAGAAUUUGGCCUUAUAUGAACCGGAGCAGGUCAUGUUCUCGAAUUGCUCCUUGACUGGUGGCGGUGAGCAGCGACUGGAGGACGAAGUUGAAGGCGAGGGAGAGGUGUCCACCAUUAACAUCAUGGAUGAGGACAUGGUUAACAAGGCGGUAGCCAAUGCCCUUCGUACUCAAAAGGAUAGUUCCCAGAUUUUCGGCGACUUUGUGGCCGACCGACUCCGCCAGUUGAACGCGGACGCCUCGGAAUUCGCCAAGGACAAGAUCAUGAAGGUUAUUCUAGAAGCAGCGUCCAUUGAUCGGGCCCCCACCUACAAUUAAUUUGAAAGGCAUAUAUUUAGUUUUUAGUAUUGACUAUAGUUUGAAUGAAAUAUGAAUUGUACAAUUAUGAUAAAUCGAAUAUGCGAUUUUCGAAAACAAACAACAAUUUUAGAAAUUAAGAAUAAUUUGAGGACACGAAAUUCGGAAUUCUUUGUAUAAAUUUAUAAUUUUUAUUUGUAAUAAGGGUUUAUUAAUUUUUGAAAUAAAACUGCAAUAAAAAACUAUGUAACUUUUCAUAACAAAAUGAAAAAUGUAUCAAUAAAAUAAUUUUUAACAUCCAAA
Drosophila eugracilis is the source of this 1053-nucleotide messenger RNA. RefSeq lists its product as uncharacterized. The record is from RefSeq and is a predicted model, not a curated record. Bases 97 to 771 code for a protein of 224 amino acids. The transcript has 2 exons. NCBI's taxonomy places the organism in Eukaryota, Metazoa, Arthropoda, Insecta, Diptera, Drosophilidae.